CGACUGUUCCAUCCAACUGGUCCCAAAGAAAGCUCCUACUCGCUGCCGGCCAACCCCCGCUAGCCCAAGAAAUACUCGCUCUCACAGGAAAUCCUAAGAAACAAAGCUUGACGUGGAGCCGGCAGUUCUUCGACAGCAUGAUUCUCGCAGACCUCUUCUCCAUCAUCCUCCGCCUCACGGAACUGGCCUUUGCCGCCAUCGUGGCGGGUCUGAACGGCGACUAUCUCAGCUCGGUUCACAAUGCCGACUCGUGGCAGCUCGGGCGCCAGAUAUAUACUGAGGUCGUCGCCGGCGUGUCCAUCUUCUUCGCUAUAAUCUGGCUAUUCCCCUUCAGUGGUUCCUUCGUCCACUGGCCGGCCGACUUUGCCAUUAGCGCGGCUUGGUUUGCCGCUUUUGGGCUGCUCGUUGACUGGCUGGAUGGAAACUGCGGGUGAGCCGAGUCAUGAUUCCGUCCUCAAGAGCAGCUGUCGCAGAAGAGGCCCGGGAAAGUGCUGAUGGGUUAGACUAUAGCGAUGUAUUCGACUGGGACGGCAUCUCCUUCCGCGGAACCGCCUCGUGCUCCCAGUGGAAAACCACGAUUGCCUUCUCAUUCCUGAGCGCCCUUUG
Molecule: messenger RNA, 606 nt
Organism: Thermothelomyces thermophilus ATCC 42464
Lineage: Eukaryota; Fungi; Ascomycota; Sordariomycetes; Sordariales; Chaetomiaceae
Exons: 1
Coding region: 138-434 (98 amino acids)
Cellular component (GO): membrane
Source: RefSeq, a predicted model, not a curated record